This is a messenger RNA of Micropterus salmoides (largemouth bass), 5417 nucleotides long. It is a transcript of the gene cadm1a, whose product is annotated as cell adhesion molecule 1a. Gene Ontology annotation, cellular component: plasma membrane; synapse; neuron projection. The transcript has 12 exons. Gene Ontology annotation, molecular function: signaling receptor binding. The record is from RefSeq and is a predicted model, not a curated record. Gene Ontology annotation, biological process: detection of stimulus; cell recognition; susceptibility to natural killer cell mediated cytotoxicity. Bases 101 to 1426 code for a protein of 441 amino acids. Lineage: Eukaryota; Metazoa; Chordata; Actinopteri; Centrarchiformes; Centrarchidae.
CAGUACCCUCCCUUUCUCGCAUCUCAUUAAGUGAGUCCCGUUGUAGCUGUAACGUUAGGUGAAGCUGCCUCGCUCUGCCAUACUGAAGCAGGUGUCCAACAUGGCGAACACUGGCAGCAGCUCUCUCGCGACUAUUCUCUUUUUAUUCAUGCUUCAAGCGGCUCUUCAUAAAGGAGCUGCACAGUACCCAGUGGUGAGUCAGAACCUGGUGACAGACAAUGUGUCGGUGGUGGAGGGCGAGAUGGCGAUCAUCAGCUGUCGGGUGAAGAACAAUGACGACUCCGUUAUCCAGCUGCUCAACCCCAACCGACAGACAAUUUACUUCAGAGACAUGAGACCACUGAAAGACGCACGCUUUCAGCUGGUGAACUUCUCGGACAACGAGCUGCGGGUGUCACUGUCUAAUGUCUCGCUGUCAGACGAGGGUCGAUACGUUUGCCAGCUCUACACAGACCCCCCGCAGGAAGCCUAUGCUGACAUCACUGUGCUAAUUCCUCCAGGUAACCCCAUCAUCGAGGCCCGGGAUGAGGUCCUGAGCGAGGGCAAUGAGACAGAGAUGACCUGCACUGCCAUGAGCAGUAAGCCCGCUGCCACCAUCAGAUGGAUGAAGGGAGAUAAAGAGCUUCCAGGCAAGCCUAGAGUUGAGCUGACCUACGACAAGAUGUACACAGUAACCAGCCGGCUGACGUUCACAGUUAGUAAGGAGGAUGAUGGUGAACCUGUGGUUUGCAUCGUAGACCACCCUGCAGUCAAGGACUUUCAAGCACAGAAAUACCUGGAGGUGCAGUACAAACCGGAGGUGAAGAUCGUGGUAGAAUUUCCUCAGGGUCUGACCAGGGAAGGAGAGAACCUGGAACUGACGUGUCAGGCCAAAGGCAAACCUCAGCCACAGCGGGUGAACUGGGUGAAGGUGGAUGAUGAUGUGCCAUCCCAUGCUGUCAUCACCGGCGGUGAUCUUUACAUCGAAAACCUCAACAAGUCUUACAAUGGAACCUACCGCUGUGUGGCCUCCAACUCAGUGGGGGAGUCUUUCGACGACUACAUCCUCUACGUCUAUGAUGCUCCCACCACUACCCCUAUACCCACCACAGCCACCACCACCACCACCACCGUCACCACCAUCUCCUACGCUGAAGGCAAUCAAGAUACUGCGCCCAGCACUGAACCUGCAGCUCAUGACUCACGAGCUGGAGAAGGAGCACCCAGAACGGUGGACCACGCAGUGAUUGGAGGAGUCGUGGCCGUGGUCGUCUUUGCCAUGCUCUGUCUACUCAUCGUCUUGGGGCGCUACUUUGCAAGACACAAAGGUACCUACUUUACACACGAAGCCAAAGGAGCAGACGAUGCAGCAGACGCAGAUACAGCCAUCAUCAACGCAGAGGGUGGCCACACCAACUCAGAUGAAAAGAAAGAGUACUACAUCUAAUCAAAACAGGACCCCUCACUCUAGUGUCCUCUUUGGGACACAGAGCUGUUUUUGGGCCCAGGGGCACAGGGAGAGGGGGGUUUGAUGGAAGGAUUUUAGUUGGUUCAGGAUCACUUGUAGUGAGAGUAGAGGGGUCGAGGAGGAGAAGAGAGAUGGGAUUUUAAAGACAGGCCUGGUUUUAAGCCGUUGUUUAGUCUAGUCUGCAGAUGUAGAUGGAAUGUUUUGUGUGUAAAAAAAUAAAAAAAUCAAAAAAGGACAAAAAAUGGGAGGGUUCAGGUUUUGGUAAACUGAGAAGGGGAUGGGGGUGGGAAGGUGCGCCAGACGUUGCCAGAAAUCACUGUAGAGAGCUUCACCAUUCAACACCUCCCUAACUGCUGGUACGAAUUUUAUUUAGUUCAACCAUUUGCAGAAAAUUCUGUGCCUUGUUCUAUCCAUACUUUGGAUUUGUGUUGAUCCUCAUUUGCAUAACCUUGUUGCUCCCCUUUUCCUGUUUCAUCUUUUCCACUCAUAAUUAUCAAUGUGCUGUUGGCUUUUGUAUGAGGGUAAAAUUACACAGCCACUUUAUUCAUUUCCCUAAAUGUGUCUGCGCACACCUAUCCUCUCCUGCAUAACAAAAACUCUUUCCAGUAUACUGUGAUUUGUCUCAAGCCAUUACUUCCCUCUCUUCUUUCCCUGAAGUUUUGACAGCUCCAAAAAUGCAUGGAAUGCUUUCCAUAUCAUUGUACAAAAGACAUAAAUGAGAAAAAGGUUUGAUGUACUGUAUAUGCCCUCCCUGCCCCCUCCAGAACACAACCACAUUCAAAACAUAAUCAAGAAGAAGGCAGCAAAGGAUAAUAUUAAAUUAUUCUAUUGGGCAAAUUCAGUUAAUUAAUGUUUUGCAAACUUAGUUUGUUAAUCAGAGCAGAUAAACUACUUCCUCUCAAACAGUUACCUUUCUUAGUAUAGGGAAGUAGUACAUUAUUUUUCUUCACAGUGCUGCUAUUUCAUUAUUUUGCUUUCUUCCUCUGUUCAGUACUAUUUUUCUUCUCUUUGACUGAAUGGAAGCCCUGUUUUCCCACCAGCAUUUAUUGAGUUGUAAUUAUAAGAUUCAAUUGAUUUCCAUCUGUUCUCACUCUACUAUGUUUUUUCUUACAAAUGGGAAAGUAAGAAAAUACAAAUUGUUUAAAAAUGUUUUUUGGCAGACUCUCAGUCAAGAUGCCUCCAGUAAUAAAAGGCUGUUAAAUAAACAUUUGGGAUUAAUACUGGCCAACCAGCAGUCAAAAGAUGCUAGUGUACUGUACAUAAACUUACCGAAAAGAGAAGCAGCCUUAACCAAACUCCAAACUAAAACACAUUAAAAUGUAUUUUAGAAAUAUGUAAGCUGAACAAAACAUUUUAAAAAAGGGUCUUGGCAGUCCAGGUCCUCCCAUCUUAUCUCAUAUAUACACAAUCCAAUGUAAAUCAAGCCAAUGGAAUCACAGCUGUAUUGUACACUAAUCCUUACUAAGAAAUAUUUUUUACAACUUACUAGAAUUACAAUGGAGUACCUUUGUGGAUUUUAUUGUAUCAGAUUCAUUGUGAGUUUUGUCAAAAUGUAAAACAAGUAAAUGUUGGGGAAAGUAAAUGUCUUGUGAGAGACAGGCCAGCCUUUCCACUUCAUUCGCACCUUCUAAAUAUAUAUUUUGCUUUGAUGCAGCAGCUGAGUGCUUAAACAUUGGAACAUUUUUUGCAUGUAUGUACCUGCUAAAACCCAUUCUUUUUGCUUCUGUCUUGCUUUAUGUAUCACCUGCCAACACUGAAUGGAGUUCUGUUUUGCUGUACCAGCUAGGGAGCACUGAGGAAUGCCAAAAGUAAUUAAUUGUUUGUAACUGAACGUAAUACACAUGUUGUGCUCCGUGGUGUUAAUCCCAUGGGACGCAUUAAUUCCCUGGCUUCUUAACAUGGCAAUGAGGGUCUAUUCACGGCAAUGUUUGUCAUUAUUAUGUGUUCACACAGCAAGCAGUUCAUCUAAUGAGGCCAUACUCUAUGUAACAGCUGUGGGUGGAUGAAGGUGGAGGUGCAGUGUACACCGUCAAAGUUUUGAACAUGCAAAGCAUUGUUAUUUCAUGGAUUUGUGUGUUGUGAAAUCACAUCAUUUCGAACAUUUUAUCAACACAAAUGAUAGACUUAUCAACUCCCAACAGGCUGGCUGCAACCACUAAUCAAGUUUUUUUUUUUUGAGGCCCUUAUUCCUGUGGGGUUUUUUUUUUAUUAAAUUGAAAAGCUAGAAUCAAUUAGACAAAAAUACACCAGGUUAAAUCAGUAGAGAGAUUAAAAUUUAGAAAAUGUAUUUCACAUUAAUAACAGUGAUUUUUAUAAAUAUGAAACAUUCCAUAUCAAAAGUAGAUAGGUGUCAUAUAGCGUAUUGACACUGUUUGCAUUACAUAUUAUUGAGUAAAUAGGCAUAAGUAGCAUGUUUUAGCUAAGUCAGAAGAAUGAUGAGUCACUGUGAGUGUCCAAACCUGUAGUUUUAAGUUCUACAGGUAGAACUACUUUCAAAAAAUUUGCUGUUUUCAUGGUGACGUACCAUGAAGUUCUGUCUUACUUAAAAAAACAAACAAAUGUAGAAUGUGCCAAUUUCACAUCGUAAAGACCUGUGCAUGGCAUAAAGAAGUGCGCUGUAACUACAGAAAGCACACGCAAACACUAAAACAGACACUGAAAACUUGUUGUUUUACAAUGUUUAUUUUAGUUUCAACAUUCUGAAUAUGUGUGGCCAAUAGUAUUGGAUAUAUUGUUAUACACUCAUUAGUGUAAGCCCACUAAUUAUGAUUUCAGACAUCCCGCAGAAAUGUCUAUUGUGAAUUUCUGUAUUUUAUUGUGUUUUCUGUGUUACCAGCAUGUGCCUUUAUGCCUUGUAAGUGUUGUCAUGUUGGUGAAUGUGCUUUUUAAUUUGCUUGCAUUUUAGUUGUUGGAUGUGCAUUUCCUCUAAAUGCAACAUGUGAGUUGUCAGAGCGGUAAAGAUAUUUUCUUCAUUUGCCUGUGUUUUCUUAAGUUGCACUGUAUUGAGCACUGUACUUCACAGUAACCAGAGUCCUUUGGUUUUCCAUGAUGCUUAUAUCUGGAAUUAAAGGAUAUAUUUCAGCAUCAAUCAUAUCCAAUGAUAAAACUCUUUUACGAAAAUGUCACCAGAUCAGGACACUCUGGGAUAAUAAUGGGUUCUUUGGGACUUAAUGGCAUUGCUUGCUGUGUGGACUCGCAUAUCCAAGAUUCAAUACUUUUUUUGUCAUGUUAACCCAUUUGAUUGGAAUUGUCAAUGUGCAGCUCAUAUUGCAACACAUUAACAAUGUGAUAGCUUUAAUAUAUCAUAGUCAUGCAUGAAGACAGCAUUCAGUCUUUCUAUAUUGAGAUUUGGGUUUGGUGGUCGUCCAAUGGCAGUUGAGAAGGUUCUUGUGAAGUGCAUUACGCAAAUUUCACCUUCCUGAGCAUAACGCAUCUGUGCAUUUUUAAAGUCGUUAAAUAUUUUUUGUGCAGUUUUAGAAGACAGCAGGUGGCCUGUGUGGGAGCACUGGACAUGUUUUUAGCUGUUCCAUUGUAUGCGGCAGUUGUAGAUGGGGGCUGCAGGAGUGAUAUUGCAGACAAAGAUCAAAGAUGCUGUGUCCAACUCUCGCCAACUGUUUAUUCUUCUGUGAAAACUUGAUUUAAUUUAAAAGUUCUGUACUCACAAAGGAAUUUCCACUAAGUUAACACUGUAUGCUGAUGACACUGUUUUGUGUUUGUUACAUGGGUGGGCGGGGGUGGGGAAGGGUUCUGAUUAGUUUAGAUGUUUUACGGUCUGGUGUCUGAUAAAACUAUUAACUGACUUGUUAUCGUUGCUUUAUGAAUCACAGAGCAGAUGUCACUUCGUCUGUAAGACUGAGAUUGUGUGAUUUGUAUUUUACAGUGAGCACUAUUUCGCUUCAGUGACAUGUGGCAGCUUCCAUUAAAAUCAGACUUCAAAAUAUGUACUUGUCAAUAAAGGAAUAGAACUGAA